AUGAGGAAGCUGCUUGCCCUGCCAUUUCUGCCAGAGGAACAGAUUCCUGUCGCGUUCAACACACUGAAGGAGACUGUCACCUGUGAGCGACUGAUACAGCUGAACAGCUACAUCGAGAGGACCUGGAGCAACGGCGACAUCUGGACACCAUCAUCGUGGACCGUCUACUGUAUGGCUGUGAGGACAAACAACGACGUCGAAGGAUGGCACCACCACAUCAACACGAGAGCCCAGAAGUCCAGCCUGCCCUUCUAUGUGCUUGUGAUUCUUCUCUUCAAGGAAACCGCCAGCAUCCCGAACCAACUUAAGAUGAUCAGCGAGGGAAAACUCCAGAGAUACCAAUGA
Molecule: messenger RNA, 345 nt
Organism: Saccostrea cuccullata (small rock oyster)
Lineage: Eukaryota; Metazoa; Mollusca; Bivalvia; Ostreida; Ostreidae
Exons: 1
Coding region: 1-345 (114 amino acids)
Source: RefSeq, a predicted model, not a curated record